This is a messenger RNA of Euleptes europaea (tarantolino), 4082 nucleotides long. RefSeq names its product WD repeat domain 19 (gene WDR19). The coding region runs from base 169 to 4023 and encodes 1284 amino acids. Gene Ontology annotation, biological process: cilium assembly; intraciliary retrograde transport. The transcript has 36 exons. Lineage: Eukaryota; Metazoa; Chordata; Lepidosauria; Squamata; Sphaerodactylidae. Gene Ontology annotation, molecular function: protein binding. Gene Ontology annotation, cellular component: intraciliary transport particle A; cilium. The record is from RefSeq and is a predicted model, not a curated record.
GUAUUUUCCCUGUUAGAAAAAACUGUGCUUGGUUCCCCUGUGCAAUUUGCUUGGCAGAAAACAUUAGGAAACUUCAUUGCUGUUACAGGAUCAGAUCACACUAUAAAAAUCUUUGAUCGUCAUGGUCAAAAGAAAAAUGAAAUUAAUCUACCUGGCAACUGCAUUGCCAUGGAUUGGGAUCAAGAUGGAGAUACCCUGGCAAUAAUUGCUGAUAAAUCUAAUUCCAUUUAUCUGUGGGAUGCCAACACAAACAAAACCAGCCAGAUGGACACUGGCAUGAGAGAGGCGAUGUCUUUCUUGCGUUGGUCAAAAACUGAAGCCUUACUUUCUGCUGGAACAGCUAAGGGAAACUUACUAAUCUAUAAUCGCCAAACUUCUCGCAAGAUACCUAUCCUUGGUAAACACACCAAGCGCAUCACGUGUGGCUGUUGGAGCAGUGGAAAACUUUUAGCAUUAGGUGGUGAAGACAAAUUGAUAACAAUUAGUAACCAUGAAGGAGACACUAUCCGAGUGGCAGCAGUGAAAGGAGAACCCAGUGAUAUGCAGUUCAUAGUCAUGAAGACAGAUGACAGAACGUCAGGAAGCGAGACCACAGUAAGUGUUGUGGUUGGCAAGAAAAUACUGUAUCUUUUUAAUUUCAAAGAUCCAGAUAACCCAAUCGAGCUGCAGUUUCAACAGCACUAUGGGAGCAUUGUGUCUUACAAAUGGUUUGGGGAUGGUUACAUCAUGAUUGGUUUCUCACUGGGCUUCUUUGUGGUGAUCUCUACACACAUUCGAGAGAUAGGUCACGAAAUCUUGCAAGCUUGCAAUCAUAAAGACAGCCUGACAAGCAUUGCAAUAUCACCGUCACUCAACAAGGCUGCGUCAUGUGGAGAUAACUGCAUUAAGAUCCAUGACCUGUCAGACCUAAGCGAAAUGUAUGCAAUAAUAAAUUUAGAGGAUGAAAACAAAGGUUUAGAUGAGCUAUCGUGGACUGAUGAUGGGCAGCUGCUGGCAGUGUCUACAAAGAGAGGAUCCCUUCAUGUCUUCUUAACAAAACUUCCCAUUCUUGGAGACUCGUGCAGCACACGGAUUGCAUACCUCACCUCACUCCUUGAAGUCACUGUAGCCAAUCACAUUGAAAGAGAGAUACCAAUUACAGUUUCUGUGGAAGUAGAGCCCAGCUUUGUUGCCGUGGGACAUUACCAUUUGGCUGUGGGCAUGAAUAACCGCGCAUGGUUUUAUGCUCUUGGAGAGAACAGUGUCAAAAAACUCAAGGACAUGGAAUAUCUGGGAACAGUAACCAAUAUGUGCCUUAAUUCUGAUUAUGCUGCUGCCCUUUUUGAGGGUAAAGUUCAGUUACAUAUGAUAGAAAGUGAAGGCUUGGAUACCCAGGAAGAACGAGAGACUAGACUGUUCCCCGAUAAUGACGAUAAAAGUAAAAUUUUGUGCCAUGCUUUAACUAGUGAUUUCCUCAUCUAUGGUACUGAUGCUGGUCUUAUCCAAUAUUUUUACAUCGAAGACUGGCAGUAUGUGAAUGACUAUCGGCAUCCUGUCAGUGUGCGAAAAAUCUUCCCCGAUCCCAAUGGCUCCAGACUGGUUUUCAUUGAUGAUAAAAGUGAUGGCUUUGUCUACUGUCCUGUGAAUGAUGGUGUCUAUGAGAUUCCAAAUUUCCAGCCAACUAUCAAGGGCAUUCUGUGGGAAAACUGGCUUAUAGACAAGGGAGUGUUUGUUGCAUAUGAUGAUGAUAAAAUAUAUACUUAUGUCUUCCAUAAGGAUACUAUACAAGGAUCCAAGGUGAUUUUGGCAGGAGGCACUAAAGUUCCUUAUUCUCACAAGCCAUUGUUGUUAUAUAACGGAGAAUUAACCUGUCAGACUCAAAGUGGGAAAACCAACACAGUUGCCCUUAGUACUCAUAGCUUUCUUGGUACUUUAAAAAGCUUGGGGCCUAAUGAUAUGAAACAAAUGCUCACACAAACGUUAAUGUUGAAAAGGUUUUCGGAAGCAUGGGAGUUGUGCAAACUGCUGAACAAUCAGCCAAGUUGGAACGAACUAGCCAGAGCUUGUUUACAUCACAUGGAGCUGGAGUUUGCAAUUCGGGUAUACAGGACCAUCAGAAAUGUGGGAAUGGUCAUGUCACUAGAGCAAAUAAAGGGUAUCGAAGACCACAACCUUUUAGCAGGGCACCUUGCUAUGUUUACUAAUGACUUUAACUUGGCUCAGGAUUUGUAUCUGGCAUCUUCUUGUCCUUCUGUUGCUCUUGAGAUGAGAAGAGAUUUGCAGCACUGGGACAGCGCGUUACAGCUGGCUAAGCGUUUGGCACCAGAUGAAAUCCCCUUCAUAUCAAAGGAAUAUGCUGUACAACUGGAAUUCACGGGAGAUUAUGUGAAUGCUCUGGCACACUAUGAAAAAGGAAUUACAGGGAACAAUAAGUUCCAAGAGCAUGAUGAAGCCUGCCUCGCUGGAGUCGCUCAGAUGUCUAUUCGCAUGGGUGAUAUUCGGCGGGGCGUCAACCAAGCCAUCAAGCAUCCCAGCAGGGUUUUGAAAAGAGAUUGUGGAGCUAUUCUGGAGAGCAUGAAGCAAUUUUCAGAAGCUGCCCAGCUUUUUGAAAAAGGGCAAUAUUAUGACAAAGCUGCCUCAGUAUAUAUCCGAUGCAAAAAUUGGGCAAAGGUUGGUGAGCUUCUCCCUCAUGUGUCCUCGCCAAAGAUACAUUUACAGUAUGCCAAAGCAAAGGAAGCAGAUGGCAGGUACAAAGAAGCUGUCUUGGCCUAUGAAAAUGCCAAGCAGUGGGACAACGUUAUCCGGCUAUAUUUGGAUCAUCUUAACAAUCCUGAAAAGGCUGUUAGCAUUGUCAGAGAAACACAGUCUCUCGAUGGAGCAAAGAUGGUGGCCAGGUUCUUUCUGCAAUUAGGUGACUACGGUUCUGCCAUACAAUUUUUGGUCAUGUCCAAAUGUAAUAAUGAAGCUUUUUCCUUGGCCCAGCAGCACAAUAAGAUGGAGAUUUAUGCUGAAAUAAUUAGUUCUGAGAACACCACUAAUGAAGACUUUCAGAGUAUUGCCUUGUAUUUUGAAGGAGAGAAAAAGCAUUUUCAGGCAGGGAAAUUCUUCCUUCUGUGUGGUCAGUAUGCCCGGGCAUUGAAGCACUUUCUGAAAAGUCCAAAUACAGAUGAUAACAUGGCUAUAGAAAUGGCAAUAGAGACGGUGGGACAGGCAAAAGAUGAAGCUCUGACUAAUCAGCUCAUAGAUUACCUCAUGGGAGAGAGUGAUGGAAUACCAAAGGAUGCCAAAUACCUGUUUCGGUUGUACAUGGCGCUAAAGCAAUACCGUGAAGCUGCCCGGACAGCCAUAAUAAUCGCCCGAGAAGAGCAGUGUGCAGGUAACUAUCGAAAUGCCCAUGAUGUUCUCUUCAGUAUGUACUCAGAAUUGAAAACCCAAAAAAUUAAAAUACCUUCUGAGAUGGCUACAAACCUUAUGAUUCUACACAGCUAUAUUUUAGUAAAGAUUCAUGUUAAAUAUGGUGACCAUCUGAAGGGAGCACGUAUGCUUAUUCGCGUGGCAAACAAUAUCAGCAAGUUUCCAUCCCACAUUGUCCCCAUCCUGACCUCCACUGUGAUUGAAUGUCAUAGAGCAGGACUGAAAAAGUCAGCAUUUGGUUUUGCUGCCAUGUUGAUGAGACCAGAGUACCGGAAUAAAAUUGAUCUUAAGUAUAAAAAGAAGAUUGAAGCGAUGGUCAGACGACCUGACACGUCAGAAGCCGAAGAGCCAACAACACCUUGCCCCUAUUGUGAAUUCUUGCUGCCUGAAUGUGAGCUUCUCUGUCCUGGCUGUAAAAACAACCUUCCCUACUGCAUUGCUACAGGACGGCAUAUGGUGAAAGGCAACUGGACUGUGUGUCCCCACUGUGACUUCCCUGCCCUAUAUUCAGAGUUCAGAAACUUGUUGCAGAAUGAAAGCACAUGUCCAAUGUGUUCAGAAAAAGUUAAUAUUGUCAGCCUUAUGAAAAUAGUUGACUGUACACCGUACCUCAAGCUUGAAGUAGAAUAAUGAUCAUAGUCAAAUUAGAUACAACAUUUCACAAGCCAGAAAAUGGAUUUUGUCUACUG